Blastomyces dermatitidis ER-3 is the source of this 246-nucleotide messenger RNA. RefSeq lists its product as uncharacterized. Bases 1 to 246 code for a protein of 81 amino acids. NCBI's taxonomy places the organism in Eukaryota, Fungi, Ascomycota, Eurotiomycetes, Onygenales, Ajellomycetaceae. The transcript has a single exon. The record is from RefSeq and is a predicted model, not a curated record.
AUGAUUCAGAAUAUUGAGAAGACAGCUCUACUCUCUGAGCAUGUCAAUCUGCUUACUGCUGAAAUGAAAUCUGAGACAGUAGAUCAGAAAAUGUGGGAUUUUGAGAUACAGAUUGACCUGGCUGAAAGAGAGCAGCAGAAACCCUUCUCUGAGAAGAUAGUGAAGAGAGAUUUUGAGGUGAUUAUCACCUCAGAUGAGAAGAAAAAGAAAGAGAAGAAGAAGAAGAAGAAGAAGAAUGAGAAGUGA